Messenger RNA from Suillus bovinus, 1245 nucleotides. RefSeq lists its product as uncharacterized. The coding region runs from base 1 to 1245 and encodes 414 amino acids. The record is from RefSeq and is a predicted model, not a curated record. The transcript has 3 exons. Lineage: Eukaryota; Fungi; Basidiomycota; Agaricomycetes; Boletales; Suillaceae.
AUGAUCGGCCCUGAUUUGUUGAAUGAUUUGCUACAUUCUCCCAUCUUAGAGCCGUUAUCGCUCUCUUAUUAUCCUCCCACCAGUCAUGUUCCAUCCGACAAGGUCCAGACCAUUCACGCUGUUGUAACGCAACGAAAGUCACAACUUGCAGCUCUCGACGACCGUAUCGAGCUUCUGAACCAUGCGAUGGAAGAAUUACAAGUUAUCCAAGCUAGAUUGAAGGAGAAAAGGGCCAUUGUGCAAGAGUCGUUGAAAUACCACGAAGCCCUGGCAUCUCCAGCACGCUGUUUGCUACCAUCGGAGCUUCUAGGAGAGAUAUUUCUUCGGUGUCUUCCCCAGACAAAUUAUGUUACGCCUUCAUCGAAUGAAUGUCCAAUGGUCCUCACAAAGGUCUGCCGUCACUGGCGAGUAGUUGCCCUGUCCACUCCCCGAUUAUGGGCGUCCUUAAGCAUAUCCUUGCUUCGGGCAAACACAACUAGUGGUGACGAGUACAAGCGUUGGCUAGAAAAAGCCCGGAGUGUCCCACUAUCCCUUCGUGUGGUGCAUGACAUGGACCUCUCAGAUAGGAAAGAACCUCUUUCCAUACAAUGGCUCCGACCUUUCCUGGGUCAAUGUUCUGACCUUUGGUGGCAUGGGCCUCCUGUCCAAGGUUUAUUAGACGGCUCUGUCCAGUCCCUGUCGCGCUUUCAGGUAACUUUUCACAAAGCAAGUAUCCUGGUCUCCAUACCCAGCCCAAUGCCACGACUUCGUUCUGCGGUCUUGCAAUCCAUGACUUGCGAUCUACACUCUUUGCGUUCCAUUGACUUGCCUUGGCACCAGCUUUUGGAACUGAAGAUACAGUUUGCACUGGUUAGCAGUGCUACUUUUCUGCAGGUCAUCAGCCUCUGUACGCAAGUCCAACGGGUCAGCGUUUCAUCCAUAUGUGUGGAUCCAUUGCCACAGACGGACCUGCAGCCGUUCCCUCUGAUAGGCACGGUGAAUCACAGUAUUCAUCAACUUGAGGUCAAUGUUAUCCGCGCUGGCUUAGGCAAUCUUUUCGAAGCCCUGACCCUACCAGCGUUAGAGGAGUUGGUCAUCCGCUUCUGUUCGCCGGAUAUGUAUCCUUGGCCACACAAACAAUUCUCAGCAUUCGUUACUCGGUCCAAAUGCCCACUCAAGUGGGUCACUAUACACCGCAACAAGGGCGUCGAAUCGCACCUCACAGAAUACCUUAAGAUGUUGCCAGGUUUGAAGAUGGUAACGUGA